Leptinotarsa decemlineata (Colorado potato beetle) is the source of this 801-nucleotide messenger RNA. RefSeq names its product dnaJ homolog subfamily C member 21-like. The record is from RefSeq and is a predicted model, not a curated record. NCBI's taxonomy places the organism in Eukaryota, Metazoa, Arthropoda, Insecta, Coleoptera, Chrysomelidae.
AUGGAAUGUCACUACGAUGUUUUGGGUAUCUCCAGAAAUGCAGACGCCGACGAUAUAAAAUACGCUUAUCGAAAACUGGCCCUCGAAUGGCAUCCCGAUAAGAAUUUGGACAAAGUCGAGUUAGCGAAAGAACGAUUCCAGAUUAUAAAGCGAGCUUACGAAAUUUUGUCUGACGGGGAAGAAAGAGCAUGUUACGAUAACAUUCAGGAGGAGAUUCUGAGAGAUUCCUACUCAAAAUUUGUAGAUAACAGAUUCGACGUUUCCCAGUAUCUUACCACCAUGUGCUUCAAGGGUUACGGUGAUGACGAAAAUGGAUUCUACUCUGUGUAUCGCACAGUUUUCGAUUGUAUUAUUAAGGAAGAUAUAAAAUUAAUGGAAGGCAAAAGAAAAUUUCGUGAUGUACGAGUACCGAGGUUUGGAUACUCAUCGACUGAUUACCAAGAAGUUUCUGAGUUUUACGCCUACUGGCUCAACUAUUCAACAAAAAAAGAUUACGCUUGGUUGAAUAUUUAUGAGACAUUUUACAUUCAAGAUCCGGAGUUUCUCAAAGUGGCUGAGAUAGAGAACAAGAAAAUCAGGGAUUUCGCUAGAAAACAGCACAACCGGAAAGUUCAGAACCUGGUGGCUUUCGUGAGGGAAAAAGACGAGAGAGUGAUAGCCCAGAAAAGACUUCAGGAGCAGAAAUUAGCGGAAGAAAAAAAGAGGGGAGAACUGAGGUCUAGGAAACAGAAGAUGUUGAAUGAUUUCAAAUACCAACGAGACUGGUCAAAAUUCGUCAUCAGAAAAAAACUGUGGAUGUGA